UUUUGCAUUAAUGACAGCUGCAGUAGCUUCUAAUAAUCCCAAUUUGGGAAAUGGAUUUAAAGAGAAAGACAAACCUGAAAGUGUACGAACUGGCAAUAUUGUCGCAGCUAAAGCCGUUUCUGAUUCCGUUCGUACGAGUUUAGGCCCGCGAGGAAUGGACAAAAUGAUUCAAGCAGCAAAUGGGGAGGUUACUGUUACAAAUGAUGGGGCAACAAUUUUGAAUCAAAUGUCUGUUGUUCAUCCAACUGCUAAAAUGUUAGUCGAACUUUCAAAAGCUCAGGAUAUUGAGGCGGGAGAUGGAACCACUACUGUUGUAAUUUUGGCAGGUUCUCUACUCGAUGCGGCAGAAAAAUUGCUUGCUAAAGGUUUUCUUGCGAUAUUUCAAAUUUUAUUCUGUUUUCUAGGCAUUCACCCAACAACAAUAUCAGACUCAUUUCGCCGUGCUGCUGCUUUUUCGGAAAAGAUUUUGGAUGAAAUGUCGACUCCUGUUGAUAUCAAUAACGAUGAAGAACUCAUUAAAUUGGCUGCUACAAGUCUUAAUUCAAAGGUCGUCUCUCAACACUCGCAAAUUCUCGCUCCUAUGGCCGUUCAAGCCGUUAAGAAAAUAAUGACCAACAUGGAUGAUCAAAAUGUCAAUUUAAGAAUGAUCAAGAUUGUUAAGAAACUUGGGGAGACUGUCGAUGUAUCUCAACUAAUUGAUGGCGCUUUAAUUGAACAAAAUUCAAUGGGACAUGGAGGGCCUAGCCGUGUUGAGAAGGCCAAAAUUGGACUUAUUCAAUUCCAGAUAUCGCCUCCCAAAACAAAUAUGGAAAAUCAAGUUGUUAUUUCUGACUACACACAAAUGGAUAGAGCACUUAAAGAAGAACGUAAUUAUAUUUUGGAAUUGUGCAAACAAAUUAAAAAGACGGGAUGCAAUGUUCUUUUAAUUCAAAAGUCUAUCUUGCGCGAUGCUGUCAACGAAUUGGCCUUACAUUUUUUUGCAAAAUUAAAAAUCAUGGUCAUUAAGGAUAUUGAACGUGAAGAUAUUGAAUUUUACUCAAAAAUUAUGGGAUGCCGUCCUGUUGCUUCUGUGGAUCAUUUUACGCCUGAAACUCUUGGAACUGCUGAUUUAGUCGAGGAAAUAGAGACGGCCGAUGGGAAAGUUGUUAAGGUCACUGGUCUCAAAUCAAGUGGAAAUGCUGUUUCAAUUUUAAUAAGAGGGUCGAGUAAACUUGUGUUGGAAGAAGCUGAACGAUCUUUACAUGAUGCCUUGUGUGUUAUACGUUGUUUAGUAAAGAAGAGAGCUCUUUUGCCAGGCGGAGGAGCACCAGAAAUGCAAGUGUCGGUCAAACUUCGUAGUGCGUCGCAAACAAAACAGGGAGCGGAACAAUACUGCUGGAAGGCAUUUGCUGAGGCGCUUGAAUUAAUUCCUUAUACCUUGGCAGAAAAUGCUGGACUUUCUCCAAUUGGAACGGUUACAGAAUUACGUAAUCAACAUUCUGCUGGAAACAAAGAUUUUGGAGUCAACGUUCGAAUGGGGGCUGUAACAAAUAUUUUGGAAGAAAAUGUUCUCCAACCACUUUUGGUUACUUCUUUUGCAAUUAAACAAGCUGCUGAAUGUGUUCGCGCAAUUCUUAAAAUAGAUGAUGUUGUUCUUGCGGUUCGUUAG
Molecule: messenger RNA, 1648 nt
Organism: Meloidogyne enterolobii
Lineage: Eukaryota; Metazoa; Nematoda; Chromadorea; Rhabditida; Meloidogynidae
Source: the annotation of a GenBank genome assembly